Molecule: messenger RNA, 802 nt
Organism: Danio rerio (zebrafish)
Lineage: Eukaryota; Metazoa; Chordata; Actinopteri; Cypriniformes; Danionidae
Gene: plscr3a
Product: phospholipid scramblase 3a
Biological process (GO): plasma membrane phospholipid scrambling
Molecular function (GO): phospholipid scramblase activity
Source: RefSeq, marked predicted
UGCUUCAGUGCAGGUGCAUCACUCUAAAGCUCGCCUGUUGUGAUUGCUGUUAUUUGUAAUCAUCAGCUACUUAACGUGAGAACCCAUUUUCUUUAACAUGGAGCAGCCUUAUUUAAGCCCAGCAGCUGUCCCACCAGGUUUGGAGUACCUUACACAGAUUGACCAGAUAUUAGUCCAUCAAAAGAUUGAACUUCUUGAAGCCAUUAUUGGCUUUGAAACAAAUAACCAAUAUGAAAUUAAGAACAGCAUGGGCCAGAAGAUCUUCCACGCUAAAGAAAACACUGACUGCUGCACUCGAAAUAUCUGCGGCCCUCUCAGGAGUUUUGAAAUCGAGAUCAGAGAUAAUUUUGAGCAGGAAGUGAUUCACCUGAGCAGGCCUUACCGCUGCACGUCCUGCUGUUUCCCCUGCUGUCUUCAAGAGUUGGAGGUACAGGCGCCACCGGGGAAUCCGAUUGGCUAUAUCAAGCAAGACUGGCACAUGUUCAAGCCCAUGUUCUCGCUGUAUGACAUGUCCAAAACAAAGAUGUUGACCAUCGAGGGGCCGCUGUGUGCCGUCAGCUGCUGUGGUGAUGUGGAUUUUGAUGUAUUGGGUAAAGACGGGAAUCCUGUUGGUCGAAUCAGUAAACAGUGGGCCGGCCUGAUCAAAGAGUCGCUCACUGACUCCGAUAAUUUUGGCAUCAACUUUCCCAUAGACUUGGAUGUGAAGAUGAAAGCAGUUCUGCUGGGAGCGUGUUUCCUUAUAGACUUCAUGUUCUUCGAGCAGACUGGGGACUCUGGACAGAGAUGCAGUGUGUUUGGCUAA